Molecule: messenger RNA, 10138 nt
Organism: Schistosoma spindalis
Lineage: Eukaryota; Metazoa; Platyhelminthes; Trematoda; Strigeidida; Schistosomatidae
Source: the annotation of a GenBank genome assembly
AUGGAUCCUUCUCAACGUUAUAGCGUUUUACAGUUUCAUUCCGAAGCAUGGACAAAAGAAUCGACAUGGGAUUCACUUUCUCUAGCUUCAUCUUUUACAACAAUUUUGAAUUCGACACAACACCGUAAAUCUCUUGAUAUUACUGGAGGGAAUACACUAAACUUUAUCGAACGAACCAACGUUUGUCAUCGAGCACCAGCAUAUUUGACAUGUUCCUCCCAGUUUUUCCUGAUAGAACAACUCCCAAAACUUUGCAUGGAUACUCGAUCAUCAAAUAUCAUGCGUGAAAGCACUGAUUUAAGCACUCAACAAGAACUAUUUUGUCUUUGGCGCUGGAUGUUCGUGUUUUGUUAUUAUAAACGCUCUCUUGGACAGGUAACGACGUGUCAAGAAAACCACACAGGGUCUUCUGUUCUAUACAAGUAUUUACUUCAAGAAUUCAAUUCAAUCACUUCUCGUCUAAGUUUUCAAAAUGAAGACACUUGUUGGAAAACCGUCAGUGGUCUUACGAACUUCUUUAGUCUAUUUGCAGCAGUAUUAGUUAUGGAAUAUGACAAAAAUUCGUCAAAUCAUAAGAAGAGGGAAAUUGCCAAUAGACUCUUUGGAGAACAAAUCGAACAUGAUACUCCGGAAAAUCAGAGAGAACGAAAAAGGGCUCGCUUUGAAGUCGGUAAUUCAGAUUCUGGGACAUUUGUGUCCAGUGGUCUCCUAUGGGAUAACCUUGUCAACCUUACCAAUAACGGUACGAAAUUCGGUUGCUUAUGGUGGCUUAUUAUUGAUUGGAUUAUCCGAUUUAUGUGGCAAAAUGCUUUGAUCAUACGUUCUGAAGGCAAAAGAUAUGAUUUAUAUACUGAUAUUGAGGCUCUCCUUAAGAUCAUCUCAACUUCGGUAAAGGUUAACCGAAUAGCAUUAGCAAACGAAUGUUUGGUUACCGUGUUACAUACACUUGUCGUUUUAUUGAAUUACGAAUUAUACCAAGGCUCAGUUUCUCAUGUGCCAUUAGAUAGUGUGUUAUCAGCUUAUAAUGAAAUAUGGGAGUUUGCUGUUAGUUUAUUUGAACAAUGUUCUUUACAACGAAAUCGUUUACAAGGUCAUAAACGUGAAGGUUCUUUGUCGGGUUAUCGGUUUCUAAAUCACGAUCGAUUAGUAUGUAAUCUUCUGUCAGCUUUAUUCUGUCUUCACAAUUCUACCAGAAACAAUCAUUUUCAGUGUGUAAAUGUAUCUAACAUUUGUUCGCGCAUAUUUACGUCGCUGAUGAGAUGUUUAGAUUUAGACACUAGUCAUUUGAACAAUUCACUAUGGCGUGUUCGACUGAUUGUUUUAAUUAGUACUUGCUUAAAAUUACCGCGAAACUUAAUUCCUUGUGAUAUUUUUUUAAGUGUUUCUACUAUCCCUAAUGUUCUAUUAUUUAAUCCGGGUAUUCUUUUUCUACUAUACAAUUAUACAAAAAUUUGGAACACUGAUGACAAUUUUGCUGAAAAGAACAUAACAAUCGUGCAGGUACCAGCAGAAAUGAGUAUUUUACUAACUGGUAUUCUAUGGGCAUAUAAAAGCUAUUUAAUAAAUGAAUUUACUCCUACUAUUCAUUCUUCUAACCCAUGGUUUCAUUUAGGAAGUAAUCUGAAUCAACCAUUAUUUAGUAAUCAAGAUCAUAUUGAAGCUAUUGACUUUAUCAGAAAAAAUAUAUCAGCUUACACUCCUCUGAAUGCAAAUUUAUCAGUCACAAAUGAAAAUAUAUUUACUUUAGUUGUAUUCUUAGCUACAGAGUUAUCAUUAAUUCGAUACAAAUUUUGUUUACUCAAAAAGAAAUGUAAAUAUCUGGAUGAGUUACCAUCAUGUUAUACAGUUAUGUUAGAGCGAGUUUUGAAACAAAUACUAGACAAUUUAAUAUCCAGUAAGUAUCAAUGGUGUGAUUCAGUAAAAAAUGAUAUAACUAACUUUUCUGUUCAAUUUAAUGCAGAUGAUUUUAAUCAAAAAUUUAAAAAGUUGACAAUGUUUGUUAAAUCUUUAGAAAUUCUAUUGGAAUUAUUAGCGUUUAGCAUAGACGAUAUAUCAUGGAUCUCAUCAUCACGAUUAAAUCAAUUAAUACUUUUGUCUACCAGUUAUUUCAGUUUUUCAACAUCUGAACAAUUAAUUUCUGAAAAUACAUUUCAACCAUUAGCUGUUUCUAGUCAAGUGAAGAAAACUAAUUUCGGUGAUGAAGAUUUCGAGGAUACUGUUUCUUCUGUUACCGUUGAAAUAACAAAUAAUCAAGAUAAUUCAGAAGAAAUUAACUCACGUAACCAUUUGUAUCAAUCAGUAAAAUUUAAAAUUUUCAAUUUAUUAUUUUUAUUUAGUCUUCGAAGUAAAAAUAUAAGCUUACUGAAACAAAUUUAUCAGUCAUUGCAUGAAUCAAUGUCUAAAAUUGUUUUAAAUGAUCAUGAUUCUAUUAAAUGGUUAUUUAAACUUACUAGAAAUAUUUCUCAAUCUAUGUAUAAAACAUUUUCUGAUAAAAAUUAUGAUUAUAAUUUAAACAAUGAUUUUGCUGAAAUGAUUACUUACUUUAUUAGUUCUAUAGUAGAUACUAUUCGUGAAAUUCUGAAAUCUCUUCUAGCACGUUGUAGUCAAUAUUUGUGUAUUAAUUUAAUUGUUAAAUUAAUUCGUUCACUUUGUAUGCUAUCAAAUAGUAUGGUAUAUAUAUAUGUACUCCAAAAUCAAUCAAAUCUAAAUCUUGAAGAAAUGGGUCAUUGGAAAUUGAUCGGUCAACAUAUCGAUCAACUAAUUCGAACUGUUUGGUCUGUUGGUUCUAAAUUUUCUGGGAAAUCUUUAGAAGGUUUCGAAGUCGCUACUGUAGAUUGUCUUAACUUCUGGAUAAAUCUUUAUUCCGCGAACAUUAUUGAUAAACAAAAUAAUCCAGAAUAUUGUCUAAUUCCAACAGUUCAACAUAUUGUACCUAUUGCAACUUUUCAAUUAGCGAAAUUUCUCCAAAGCCUAAUUAUUAAAUCGGACAAUUUUUCCUGGUGUCAAAUCAAUCAUUGUGCUAUUCUACAGCUUUGUCAAACUUUACUCCAAUUGCUGUCCUCUACAAAGUUCAAUUUCAUAUCAUUAAAAACAGAAACUGAUACAACAUAUCCGUCUGUCAAUUCGAAUUUCACAGUUUAUAUACAUUCAUUAAUCUUGAGACUCUUAACUGUCCUGUCUACUCAUACCGGUACUAUUAACGGGAAUCAGUGUCCUUCAUCAUCAUCGAAUAGAAUUCUAUCUAUGCUAUAUCCUGAAUUAGAAUGUCUAACUGUAUGUUGUACUGAAAUGACUAUAAUCUAUAAUAAAGAGGAAGUGAACGGUUGCUGUCAAAUAAACGAGCUCAUUAUUGAAAUUUUGGCUGGAAAUGAUACAACUUAUUUCCAUCAACAUAUUCGACCUAUUUUAUUACCAUUAGUACUUAGACGUUGGUUGAAUAAUUUCGAUGCUAGUGGAUCCAGGCUAGUGGAAUUCUUACCAAUCUUCCCUUGGAGAUGCUGGGGAAUAACCGAUUUCCAGGAGGCUCGAAAGGAAAUUUGUCCAGUUCUUGGGAAAUUGGCUUUGACUGAUUUCUAUGAGCCUACUAUCAAAUUGCAGGACAUCAAGAUGAUUAGCUCUCUUUUAACUGAUCAUGUUCCUGAACUAGUGAGUGCUAUUCUUAUCCAUUCAAUCAUGCAAAAUAUGGAUGAUAACAGUAGACUUCCACAAUGGCAUAUAAUCACAGAAUUGUGUGGCGGAUCUAAGCUUACUCAUACAACUUUGUUAAAAGCAACAAAUGUAUGUAAACUAAUUCAUUGUUUGCUUGAAUUACGCGUACUUUAUGAUAUGCCAGACAAAUCUCCUGGCUCUUCACAAUCUCUUACAAGUCAUCACUAUCUUGGAUCAUUUCUUAUUAAUUGCUUAGCCAAAUUAUACAUUAAUUUAAAUUAUGAUCGAUUGGCAUCUACUAAUCAGAUUUCAGAUACAAGACAACAUCAUUUACAUUAUGCCUAUGAUCUGAUUAGUUCAUGUCAUAUUAAUUCAGACUUAGUUAACCGUCUUUAUCAAAUUGGUGUACAGUUUCUUUGUCCACAGUCUACUAUUAAUGUAUCACAUCGUUUAAUACCUUAUUGUUUGCGAUUGACGUGUUGGUGUGCAAUAUCGAAUCUCAUUAUAUCUUUACUAUUCAAUACCACUUCAUCAUUUGAUUCUGGUGAUAAUGAUCAAUUAAGAUUAGUGCAAGAGUUUUCUGUUUGGAUUUUUGUAAAUGGACACGUCAGUCUACUGGUUAGUGAGUUAACUCGUAUUGAACACAUUGAUGAACUUCUCGAUUCGUUUCAUUAUCUAUUUGUUAAAAUUCGUUCAUUCUCCUUGUUUCAACAAAAUUCAAAGUUACUCAUUAGUAUACAUCAUUCGACUGUGUAUACGCUUAGAAAUUUAGCUAAAAAUCUCUUGCAGUCAAACAAACAAUUUCAGUCUACUUAUCCUGAUGAAUUGAAACGACCACUUUUAAAAAAGGUUGCAACGAUUUUAAACUUACUUGUCGGUGAAAAUAAGCCUUCAAUUUUCAAUGAAGCAGUACGUCAGUUAUGCGAUUUUCCUGAUAUUGAGAAAUGUAACUACAUCGAUUCCUCAUCCACUGAUACAUCAUACAUUUCAUUUUUUGAAGAAUAUGAAAAAUCUCUUAGCUGCCUAUCAACACAUAAUAGAGAAAAUAUUCAACAGCUCUUACAAAUAAUUUCGAAUGAUUUAGAGUUAUUUCAUAUCGUUCACUCAUCCCAAUUAUUAGUUUAUCCUAUUAAAAUGUUUGAGGAGUUAUCUUUUAAUAUGUCAACUAUGUUUAAUGUUAUUCAAGGAAAUAAAUCAACAUUCAAAACUGAUAUGUUAUUUCAACAAAUAAAAUCUAUACUAACGGAACAAUCUACAGAAAAUAAGCAAAGGCAUGUUGGUUUGAUGGCUACAAAUAUGAAUAAUGUAGGAAAUGGUGGAGAUAUGACAGAAAUAGAUUUUUCAAAUAUGACUAAGUUAACGAAUAACUUGGAAGCCAUUCUCAACCCUUCAAAGCCUGAUAAAUGGUUCCAGAGAUUACCGACUCUUUUGGAUUCUAAGAUUGAAGGAUCUGCUCUACACUGUUUUAUUCUUUUAAAACAAGUCACGAAUUCUUUCACUCUCUCAAAUUUCAAUCUUAUAGAUCCUGCAAGUAGAGGUUUUAACUAUGGAGUUCCUGAGAGUGAUGAUUUUCUGGAUCCUAUGUUUUAUGUGAAACAACAGAUUUUAUCAACUAUUGUCUGCGCAACUUGUAUCCCGAAUUCAUUAAUUACUUUGAGUGCAUCAGAAGUAUUACAUGGAUUGUUUAAUCAGUGUUCUUCUUUGGUCAUUUCGUUACUGACACACUCCAGUGAAAAUCAGUUACCAACAUAUCUACAUACUAUUCUAGCUCCUUAUAUCCAGGGAACUGAUAUUUCUAGUCGGUUUACGUCAACUCGAAAUAAAAAUUCCGUAUCACUUAUUCAAAAACUGGAUCUUAAAGAGAAGGCCCAAAUUUUGGAAAAUUUACCAAUGUUAACCAAUAAACUCCGAUUGUUUUUGGAAAAUAGCUUGACAAUAUGUUGUAGUGCCACAAAUUUUCAAUCAUGGUUGAUGGAUUUUGUCAUAUGGUUCCUAGAAUCAGGCUUAAUUCAAGAUGAUUUUCUUAUAUGCAUUAAACCGUUUUUACAUUUUUCCUAUGAAUUAACUGAAAAACUAUGUUCAUGGCUAAUCGCAUAUUAUCUUAUCAGAAUCGGAUCAAACAACACAGUGGAUAAAAGCAUGCAACAGUUUAAUUCUGCUCUAUGUGAUGGCAUCACAACUUGUUUAUCACAUGAUGUUAAUAGUUCGCUUAGUGAAUUGCCUCGGUUUCAGAAAAUAUUGCUUGAAACUCUAGUUGCUUUCAAUCAUUUUAUUCAGUGGAUUAAGAGAUCAGGAGAAAAUAUAGCUUUAAAUCCUUCAAUAACUAUCAAUUGGUUGUGUGCUGCUGAUCGAGCUACUACCCUUAAGAGACCUCAAGAAGCUCGUUUAUUUCUGGAAUUAGCCUGGUUAUCAGAUAAUUGUCCCGAUGACUGGAUUACAACUAAUGAAACUACGUAUCGUAUUUGGGUUAAUCUUUGCCGCUUAUCGGGAGAUUUAAUGGGUUUAAUUGCAUCUCAGACAAGUUUUCUAGCCUGGAAUAAUUCUGAACAAUCUUUUAAAGAAAAAUCUACACAUUUUGAUGUUCAUCCUCUUUUAGAUAAGACAAAUUUAGCUGUUCAUGAAUUAUUGGGCAAUUGGUCUUAUUUACUUAGUUGCUAUGAUAAAUAUGAUCUAAAUGAAGAGCUGGAUUCUUCACCAAAUAGUGUACAUCCUAAAUUGGCUUCUUGCUUGCAACACUUAGGUGCUAAUCGACUAUUUGAAAAAUUCAGUCGUAAUGAUUCGGUAGACUUAACAGCUAGUAAACAAUCGGAUUUAACAUUAAAAGAACUACGAUCAGCCGCUGCAUGGCGCUUAAACCAAUGGGAUAACAAAUUAGAUGAUAUAUCUAAUUUAGAUUGUUCAUAUUCCCAUUCAGUUUGUCCACCUACAAAUUGGAAGAAUUGUGGUUUAGAAACUUCCUUUUACUGGAUUUUACGAGCUGCUUCACAAUCGGAUUGGUGUAGAGUAUCGGAAAUAGCUACUGCUCAACGUGAAUGUUUUAUUGAAGAAUUAUAUUCGGAUACAAUACAAUUUAUUUCAUCUGAUCAAUUAAUUUUAUAUGGUCAAAAAAUUAAUUUUUUAAAUAUUUUAAAUAAAUUAAGUAAUCAUUUAAUACAUAAAAAUAAUUAUAAUUAUUGUCUACAAUUAAUAUUAAAUUUAUUUAAUUAUUCAUUAAAUUGUAUUAAUUUCAUAACUACAACUACUAAUACGACAAAUUAUAUUCAAUUAAAUCAAUCAAUAUUCAAUACAUUAGAACCAUUUUUAACUUUAUCAAUUCAUUUUAUUCAAUUAAUAUUGAUAAAAAAUAUUUUUGUUAAUUCUAUUAAUAAUCAGUUAAAAAAUUUAUUAAUUUUUACAUAUUUUUACUAUGCUGAAAUAGCAACAAUAAAAUCAUCAAAUAUUUAUUUUAUAAAAAGUUAUUUAAAUAAUGCUAUUUAUUGUCAAAAUUUAUUUAAAAAUAAUUUUAAUGAAAAAAUUAAUUAUAAUUGGCAAAAUUUAUUAUGUAUAAAACUUCAAUCAUAUUUAGAAAGACAACAAGGUGAUUAUGAUUUAUCUAUUAGUCGAUUACAAUCUGGUUUACAAACUGUUAAUAAAGUGGUAGAACAAACGGAUAAAUCAUCUGAGCAUUUAGGCGGUUAUAUUAACUGUUAUAUUCAUGGUAUAACUGUUUUAUGUAAUUGGUUAUAUGAAUCUCGAACAAAAAGUGCCGCUGAUCUCUUGCUCAACUAUAUUAACCCUGCCAUUAAUUUAGCUCAACGUUUAAAAUUGAAUCCUGAUGCGAAUGCUUUUAUGAGUUUGGCUAAAUUUUCCGAUGCUCAAUUCACUACUUUAAAUUCAUACUUAACAUCGUCCGAAUUCGCAACCAGACAAAACUUUCUCACACAAGCUCAAAAGGAUGUUGUUGUCCUAUCAGACUUAGGUGAAAAAAGUCGUUUAUUACGGUUACUUCAACGUCAAUCAGCUCUGGAAAUUGAUGAACUAACUGCAUUGACAACAGAUGCUGAUCAUUUUUUAGAAGUUAGCAUUGAUGCAUAUGCUCAGUGUUUAACUCUAUCUGAUGAUCAUAAUUUAUCGAUUUUUCGCUUCAUUUCUCUUUGGCUGUCUUCUAUCAAUUCAAAGUUUCAAAAUAGAGCUUCAAAAAUCAACAAGAUCAUGUCAGAACGUCUACCAAGUAUUCGAGCUGAUAAAUUUCUUCCUCUUGUUCCACAAUUAGCCGUUCGAUUAUCCAGUAAAUGUGAUGUUGACUCAUCUUUUCAAAAUAUUUUAAUGAAACUAAUAGAACGAAUGGUAGACUGGCAUCCUCAUCAUUCUGCAUUUACUUUACUAUUUCUUGUCAAUGCUAAGUUAGAUGAUGAUGAUAAUAAUAAUAAUGGUAGUCGUCAACGUUCAACUCGUGUAAAUUCAUUGAAAGCAUCUACUGAAACAAUUCCUAAUCAGUCAUCCACAGAGCUAAGUUGCCGUAUACAAGCUGCUCAACAACUGUAUAAUCGAUUAUCUAUUGGUCGACGCAAAGAACUUUUAUAUCAAAUGAAAUAUUUAGCUGAAGCUUAUGUUGACUGGGCAAAUACAGAUGUUGGUAAAUAUAAAACAAAUACAGGUAAUAUCUCCCUUCCAAAUGGAUGUAAAUUGUAUGGUUUGGUAUCACCAAGUUUACAACGUUCUUCAAGUUGUACUAUGGAUUGCUUGCUAGAGCUUGUCGCACUACCAACAUGUACUUUUCCUAUUGAUCGAUCAGGGACAUAUCCAAAUUCUAGUUUAAUUCGUGUGGCAGGAUUCUCUCCAGAUUUUCGUCUUGUCGGAGGAAUUAAUUUGCCAAAAGUUAUCAGUUGUUUAGGUACCGAUGGGAAGUUGUAUCGGCAAUUGGUGAAAGGUAAAGAUGAUCCAAGACAAGAUGCAGUUAUGCAACAGGUUUUCACUGCUGCUAACUGCCUUUUAACAAAAUAUGGAAAAUCCAAUAAGAUUGAUUUACCACACUCUUCAACUUCUCAAGUUAAUUUACUUAAAUAUCGUGCUAACUGGCUGGAUAUGGAUAAUGGACUUCGCAUACGCACCUAUAAGGUUAUACCAAUGGCUCAGCGUAGUGGUGUUAUAGAAUGGUGUGAAGAUACUGUACCACUAGGCGAUUGGUUAGCCAAUGAGCGUACUGGUGCUCACCAACGCUAUAGACCUCGUGAUAUGCCCCCAAUUCAAGCUAAACAGCGUUUGGGAGUUGUCAAAGACAAAACUCCUGAUCGUAAAUUAGUAGCAUUCAAUGAAAUAUGUGAAAAAUUAAAACCAGUACUUGCUUAUUUCUUUUUGGAACAAUUUCCUAAUCCGCAAAAUUGGUUCAUCUCUCGAAUGGCCUAUAUUAGAUCGAUCGCUGUGACUAGUGUAGUUGGUUAUCUUGUUGGAUUAGGCGAUAGACAUCCCCACAAUUUAUUAUUACAUAAAUCUACCGGUGAAAUUAUUCACAUUGAUCUUGGUGUGGCUUUCGAUCAGGGUCGACUUUUACCAACUCCAGAAAUGGUUCCUUUUCGAUUAACUCGUGACCUUGUUCACGCUUUGGGUCCAUUAGGUUUACAAACAGGAUUUAUUCCAGCUUCUGAAGCUGUAUUACGAGAGCUUCGAAAUGGAUCUGAUGUUAUUCUAACUUUAUUGCAGGUUCUUCUUUUUGACCCAUUAUAUUCUUGGUCCUUAUCACCAGCUCAACUAUGUGCGCUUGAAGCUAAACGAGCUGAAAUUAAUACAACAUUAGACAAGUCUAAAUCAUCAAGUUACUUUUUUAAUGAUCAAUAUAAAAAUACUAAUAAAUGUAUGAAUAAAGAAAAUUUCAAAAUGAAUACAUUACAAUCAAACGAAAAUAGUCUCAUGUUUCCUAGUAAUCAACAGUUAUAUAAUACUAAUAUGAUUGGUGAAAAAGAACCAGUCAAUCAGCUUGCUGAACGUGUUCUACUUGGUGUAAAAGGUAAACUUCAAGGUCUUGUCAGUGGGAAUUUAGUUGUCAAUUCAAAUGAAACUUCCAGCAACUGUAGUGGCGGUCUUGAUCAACUCGAUGUUGCUGGACAUAUUGGUUUGCUUGUACGCGCAGCUACAGAUUAUUCAAAUUUAUCACGAAUGUAUUUUGGUUGGCAAGCUUACUUAUGAUGACUUUAUAAACUCUUAGUUCGUUUUUAUGAUUCUUUAAUGACUGUUUCUUUAAUGUAUAUUUAAAUUGUACAUUGUGUUAUUAUAUUGUCAUGUAUGUUACUACUCGAAUCACAUUUUACAUAUUAUCCUCCCAAUCAAGGCAUUUUGUGUCCAGAAUCUUUACUUUCCAUUGCUCAGAAUUGAAAAGUUUGAGCAGUAGGUAUAAAUUAUACAUGAAAUUCUUAUUACAUUUACCUUUAUCCUUAAAAAGACCUCGGUGUAUGUCGUCAAAACCUUUGUAUGUUAUUAAUUGGCAUUCGAUCAACUUCAGAAAUUAUUUGAUUGA